AUGUAUGCCUCCCCGUCGGCCUCGGAGCAGCGGUACCUCUUUGACAUCUCCAGCCUGCCUGAGGCAGAGGAGGUGACGGGCGCGGAGCUGCGGAUCCUGCGCUCGGUGCCCGAGAACCGGAGCCUGGCGCUGUCCGCCGAGGGCUCCUUCCACCGCCUCCUGCUCGCCGCCUGCCCCGCCCGGGACGGCGAGGAGCCCCGGCUGCUGGACUCCCGCGCCGCGGACCUUCUGGACGCGGGCUCCUCCCGAUGGGAGGUGUUUGAUGUCCGGGAGGCCUUGCGGGCCCGGAGGGAGAGCUCGGCCUCGGGGCAGCUGCUGUGCUUCCAGCUGCGGGUGGUGUCGGACGGCUCGGGGCAGGCGCUGCCCCCCGGGCAGCUGGGCUUCGGCAAGCCCCGGCCUCAGCCCCACGAGCGGGCCCUGCUCGUGGCCUUCUCCCGCACGCAGAGGAAGGAGAACCUCUUCAAGGAGAUCCGGGAUAAGAUCAAGGCCCUGGGCAGCCCCCCCUUCCUGGAGCCCCCCGAUCCCGGGCAGGAGGCGUUCCUGAGGCGCAGGAAGAGGAGGACCACCACUGCGGCCCGCUCCGGGGGCAGAGGCCACGGCAAGAAGGCCAAGACGCGCUGCAGCAGGAAGCCCCUGCACGUGAACUUCAAGGAGCUGGGCUGGGAUGACUGGAUCAUCGCCCCCCUGGAUUACGAGGCCUACCACUGCGAGGGGGUCUGCGACUUCCCGCUGCGCUCCCACCUGGAGCCCACCAACCACGCCAUCAUCCAGACCCUGAUGAACUCCAUGGACCCCGAGUCCACCCCCCCGAGCUGCUGCGUGCCCUCCAAGCUCAGCCCCAUCAGCAUCCUCUACAUUGACUCUGGGAACAACGUGGUUUACAAACAGUACGAGGACAUGGUCGUGGAGACGUGUGGCUGCAGGUAGCAAUUUCUGCAGCUCUCCCUAUCCCUCCUGGCCUUGCUCAGCAGC
Molecule: messenger RNA, 972 nt
Organism: Zonotrichia albicollis (white-throated sparrow)
Lineage: Eukaryota; Metazoa; Chordata; Aves; Passeriformes; Passerellidae
Source: RefSeq, a predicted model, not a curated record